ACAAUGCAGUUUAUGUGCACAUCUAAGAAAAAAAGCAGUUUGUUUCCAGGGUCUAGAGCUGUGACUUAAAACUUACUGCAGCAAAUUUCAUUCUUCUCGCAGCAGCUGUCUGUAAAUUAUUAACCAAAAACCAUGGCAGAACGGAGGAGAUCAAAAGGGAAGAAGCUCGGCUCUUCUAGAAGACUCGUGAAAAAACAAGACGAGGUAGAAGACACACAAACUCAUACUACAGAAGAGACUUCAGAUGAUUUAUUUAUUAUUGGAAUGAUGGAAAAAAUCCGCAGCCUCUUCGAUGAAGAUGAAACAAGUGGAAAUAUAUUGAUCACACGUACUGACAUGGAGAGAGUGAGCAGUAUUUUAUUCUGCAGUGUGGAGGAGUUAGAGCUUCUAUUUGAUGACCUGAACAGCGAAGGAAAUGAUUACCUAACUUAUGAAGAGCUUGCAUCAGGACUGAGAAAAUUUAUCCAAUCAAGCAACAGUCCAUUGAAUCAAAAGAGAAAAAGAAGAUCUAAGAAAAGAAUGGAGUUUCCUGAAUUCCCAUCGCUAGAGGAAGCAGACACUGAAGAAAGAAAACAAUUCAUGUCAUUCAUGGAACAGCUAGGAGCAAACAACAUUUUUGAAGAUGAAAAUGAAAUUUGGAAACUUUGGACUAGACUUGCACAAGAUGAGCCUAAUUUGCUUGAAAACUUGGAAGAAUUUCUUGCUAAAGUCACAAGUCAAAUCAAGGAAGCCAGGGUAGAGAAAGAGAAUUUGGAGAUGGCACUAAAAAAAAGAAUAUCUGAGCAUACUGAAGAAGUUCAACAUCUGUAUGAAGAGAUGGAGCAACAAAUUAAUGCAGAAAGGAUAAAGCUGCUUAAUGAGAGCGAUGCACGAAGCAGCAUCCACAGCAAGGAAAUGAAGAAAGUGAUUGGUGUGAAAAAUAAAGAAGUGCAACAACUGGUUGGGGUUCAGGAUGAGUUGGAAAGAGAACUUCACAAGCUAAGAAGCACCCAGCAGGUAACAAAGUCUGAGAAUGAAAAAUUGAAACGUACCAACCAGGAUCUAGAGGAACAGCUUGAAAAAAUACGAGAUCAACUUUCAGAAGCUCAAAGUUGUCUGGUUGAAAUGAAGCAAAACAUUAGUCAAAAUGAUAUUGAAAAGGAGAAGAGAGAAGUUGACGAGUCAAUGAGUGUUUCAAAUUCGCAGUUUUAUCAGAUUUGCUUCCAGGAUCCAUCCCUAAAGAAUAAAAUUAAUGACCAUGAAGAAAUCACAGUUGAACCAAUACAUCAACAUGAACCUACAAAACUAGUCCUAAAAACAUAUUCCAACAUUUCCAAUGUACCUGCAAACCCAAGAACUAGAGUCAUUUCUAUAGAGGAAGACCCCAUGCCAGAGUAUUUAAUUGAAGACCACAAAUUAUUUGAUAAGAGCUCAGAAGGGGAAUUAGCAAAUCUUUCCCCAGUUUCAAGAAUCCAGACAGUUAUUGAAGAAGAACAAUAUAUACAUGAAGAAGUUACUAAAGGAAAAGAACAUAACAUUUCUAGAAUGAUUGAUAUUGAUCCACAAGACGUAGAAGCAAAGAUCAAGCCGAAGACGCAAGAAAAACGCCGUUAUAGCUCAUCUUCUGAUGAUUCGGCUAAGGCUUCCUCUCAAAUAAACGUUAUGGUGCAAAGUCAGAAUUCCAUAAAAACAGAACGUUCUGUAAGCAUAGUCAUGUUAAGACGUAAUAGCAGCCUUGAUGCUCAGAAAGCUCCUUUGCAUCAAGCAGAGACAACGGAAAAUGACUCUGGCAUUAAAAGUGAAAAGACAGAUGUAAUUACCAAUAGUUUAGACAAAACAAAGUCACAGGAUGGAUCGAGCAAAAAUACCAGCUCGGUAACAUACAGAACAGUUGAAAUUAAAAAAGAUGGUAAUCAAAAAGAUGUGACCGAACAGAUGGAAGCAACAAAAUAUUCUGUGAAAUACAGAGCUGUGGGAUCAAAACAGGAUAGCCUUGGAAUAAACAAGGAAACACAUCAGUCAUCAGAAGGCUUUGAAAAGAAAAGUCCCUUUAAAGAUAUGAGGGAUGCCGAUCAUGUGUACAAGAUAAUGUUUGUUGGUAACUCGAAUGUAGGAAAAACAUCAUUUCUGGAACAAGUACAUGGAGGAUCUUUUAAAAAAACUACAUCUGCUACUGUAGGAUUAGAUUAUCGUAUUAAAAAUUUAAUUGUGGACAACAGGCAAUAUGUUCUUCAACUUUGGGAUACAGCAGGACAAGAAAGGUUCCACAGCAUUACAGAACAGUUUUUCAGAAAAGCAGAUGGGAUUGUGAUUAUGUAUGAUGUAACUUCUAAAGACAGUUUUAAUGCGGCACGGUACUGGCUAAAUUGUAUUAAGGAAAAAACUGAAGAAGAUAUUGUAAUUCUCUUGAUUGGCAACAAGAUAGACUGUGACUCUGAAAGAAAAGUGGCUCCCGAGCAAGGGGAACAACUGGCUCAUGAGUACAAAUUGCUGUUUACAGAGUGCAGUGCGUCAUCAGGAAUCAACAUAACAGAAGCACUGCGCCAACUAGCAAGAUCUCUUAAAGCACAUGAAGAAUAUAUGAAAAAUAACGUGGUCAAAAUAGGAAAAGAAAACGAGAAGGAAAGCAAAAGCUGUUGCAUGUAAAAAAGAAUCAAACAUUAAAGGAAACAUUUUUAUUUGCUUACUUAAACUGGUUUUGAUAUGUAAACUGCUCAAACUGAAAUAUGUCAUAAAUAUACAUGUUGUUGUUACAUGUUGAUAUUAUUUUAACAUUUUGUAUUACUUUUUAUUUUGACUGCACAAACACACGGUAUGUUUUUACACUAUUAUUAUUAUUAUUAUUAUUAUUAUUAUUGCCCUUUAUAUAGCGCCAACAGAUUACGCAGCGCUUUACAAUAUUACGAGAGGGGGGAAUUUUACUAUAAAUAGGACAAUUACAAGAAAACUUAC
Pelobates fuscus (common spadefoot toad) is the source of this 2931-nucleotide messenger RNA. It is a transcript of the gene RAB44, whose product is annotated as RAB44, member RAS oncogene family. The transcript has 16 exons. Gene Ontology annotation, molecular function: GTP binding; GTPase activity; calcium ion binding. The coding region runs from base 133 to 2625 and encodes 830 amino acids. Gene Ontology annotation, biological process: vesicle-mediated transport. NCBI's taxonomy places the organism in Eukaryota, Metazoa, Chordata, Amphibia, Anura, Pelobatidae. The record is from RefSeq and is a predicted model, not a curated record.